UCCUUUUCUUCAUCAUCCAGCAACCCAAGGAGUCCACUGGCCUCAAUCAGUUUAAAAUAUCCAUUUUGUCUUCCAAAAAUUGCUACAAAAAUUCUCAUUUUUACAUAUUUUAUGGUCCUCUGCUAUGAUAAAAAACUGGACCUACAUAAAACUCAAGACUUCUUUCAAACAAAGCAAAAGCUGAAAAAAAGCAAAGCUUUCUGACAAUGUACACAUGCAAGUCCUUAUUAUUCCUGCCAUAGAAUCAAACAUGCUUAGCUUUUGGGCAUCUCAAGUAUGCCAAACUGCAGCUUUUUCAAAUCCUUAAGAUUCAGACUCCCAGUUCUUGGAUAUGCUGUACAUAUUUGUUUGUUUGUGUUUUAUGUGUAAUUAGAAUAACUGUAAGUUAUGUCUUCUGUGAUUGUGACAACUUAUCAGAAUAUGGGGAGUCUUAGUACACUGGAGCUUAUGCUUGAGGAACUUCAACAAGUAGAGGAAAAUACAAAUGAUUUGCCACCACCUUUGCCUGUUAGGCCAAUUACAAAGGCUAGGUUGCCUAAGGGAAGAAGAAAAUUGCCAGAGUUUGGUAAAGAAAAGAAUAGAGUUGAAGAAGAUGGAUAUUCACAGGUUAAAUGUGGUAUGUUUGAGAGCACAAGAACAAAGGAAGAUGUAUUUCUUGAUCAACCAGUUCAUCAAUGGGAUUCAACAGAUAGAGAUUCUGCAGCCAUGACAGAUAAGAUUUGUUUAAUGAUUGAUCUGAGAGAAGGAGCUGGACUCAAUGCAGUAGUGGCAAUUCAGAGAUGCUUUCGCGGCUACCAAGCCCGCCGGUACUUUCAUCAGCUUAAAACUGGAGUAGUAGCACUACAACAAUUUGUGCGUGGUGAAAUUGCAAGAAAGUAUCAUCAGGAUCGCAGAAGGAGGUUGACGGCCAUUAUCAUUAUACAGAAACACAUAAAGGAGCACCAUCAUAAAAGAAUAGAACGACAACUUACUGCGGCCACACGUUUACAAUCUGUUAUUCGAGGUUGGUUGACGCGAAAACAGUUCAAUACCUUAGGUAAUGGAAAGCUAACUUGUGGUCGGUACAUUAGAGAAAAGAAUGACCUUGACGAGAAGGAGCAAGAAACUAAGGUACCGCGCUCAGUUCUACUUGAUCUUCAGAGGCAUAUUCUGAGGACAGAGGCAGCUCUGGAGAGAAAGAAAGAGGAAAAUGCAGCUUUGAGGCUACAUAUUCAGCAUUAUGAGAAAAAGUGGAAUCAGUAUGAGUCAAAGAUGAAAGCUAUGGAGAAGAUGUGGCAAGAUCAGUUAACGUCUGUACAAACAAGUCUGGCUGCGGAAAGGAAAACACACAGCGGUGAAAAAACUAAGGGAGAACUUAGACUACUGAUGCAUCAAGAUCAAGAUCAAGACGAGGAUGAUGAAUUCCCAAGAACUACGACCCUUCAAAGGAGUGAACUGAAUCUUUCCAAUGAGGUACAUGAUACACGACCACAACAAAAUGGAGGAACAAAUUCCGAGAACCAGCUUAAUAACCAUCAUGUGAUGAAUAUGGUCAAUCAUUUUCAAAAUUUUGUCCAUGAUCAAUGUAAAUCGGGGCAGGAGGCGUCCAUCCUCUGGCCUAAUGAUGAGCUUCAAAAGCUGAAGGUUAGAUUUGAAGCAUGGAAGAAGGAUUACAAAAGUAAAUUGCGGGAGGUAAAAGCAACAAUGAAGCAACUUGGACACUCUGAAAGGGGGAAGGGUACAAAGAUAUGGUGUGGAAGAUGAAAAAGUUAGUGUCUUAUAGCUUUCAGCCUUUUCUUUUGAAGGCGUAUAUUUGGUCAUUUAGCUCCCAGAAUCAUCUGUUUGCCAAAGUAGAUGUCACAUCAUCUGCUCCGCUUGUUUAUUCUUCAUACCUCAAAUUAAUCUUUUUACUAGGUAAAGGGGAAAAGGGAUGACAUAUACUAUGUGUACUAGGGGAAGAUGGGAAUACAUGUACAGAAACAAGCAUAGAAAAUUGUCAUUGUCACACAAUCAGUGAAAACAUGCAGAUCUGCAUAUUC
Molecule: messenger RNA, 2018 nt
Organism: Nicotiana tabacum (common tobacco)
Lineage: Eukaryota; Viridiplantae; Streptophyta; Magnoliopsida; Solanales; Solanaceae
Product: myosin-1
Biological process (GO): lamellipodium morphogenesis; intracellular signal transduction; actin filament-based movement
Cellular component (GO): lamellipodium; ruffle; actin filament
Molecular function (GO): GTPase activator activity; microfilament motor activity; ATP hydrolysis activity
Source: RefSeq, a predicted model, not a curated record